This is a messenger RNA of Prorocentrum cordatum, 723 nucleotides long. The record is from the annotation of a GenBank genome assembly. NCBI's taxonomy places the organism in Eukaryota, Dinophyceae, Prorocentrales, Prorocentraceae.
GACCUCCUCGCGAGCGACGUCUUCACCCAGGCGCGCUUCUUUCGUGUCGUACCUAACUUCAUGGUCCAGUUCGGAAUCCCUGCCGACCCGAAGGUGGCCAAGGUCUGGCGGUCGAAGCAGAUCCCGGACGACGCACACCAGCAGAGCAACCUGCGGCGCACGAUGACCUUCGCGACGGCGGGGCCGAACACGCGCACGUCCCAGCUCUUCAUCAACUUCAAGGACAACGUCUUCCUCGAUCGCCAGGGCUUCACCCCCUUCGGGCUCGUCGUGGAUGGCAUGGACGUCGUCGACAGAAUCCAGAGCAAGUACCGGGAGCAGCCCAACCAGGGCGAGAUCCAGGAGAGGAGGCGGGGGGUCGGACUUGACGGGCAAGGAGAGAGGAAGCCAGGAGGGGAGGGAGGCACGGGGGAGCAAGAGCAGGAGGAGGGCAAGGAGGAGGACGGGGCGCCGCCCAGCCGGACCGUGCCCCAGCAGACGCGGCGAGGCGCAACGAGGAGGAAUGACGACACGGAGAGGCGGGAGCAGCAAGAGCAGGACGGAGGGGAGCCGUGGGUAGCAGGGGGAGGAGGACGGAGGAGGCGGAGGCGGAGGAGGAAGAGGAGGACGAGGAGGAGGAGGAGGAUGAGGAGGCGGAGGAGCCAGCGAUCGUUGCCUCGCCGCUUUCUCUCUGCUGCCGCUUCUCGUCUCACACGCCGAUUGGGACUCAGACUCAUCCCCUGA